Messenger RNA from Jaminaea rosea, 1737 nucleotides. Its product is annotated as Nop domain-containing protein. Gene Ontology annotation, molecular function: snoRNA binding. The record is from RefSeq and is a predicted model, not a curated record. The transcript is spliced from 2 exons. Lineage: Eukaryota; Fungi; Basidiomycota; Exobasidiomycetes; Microstromatales. The coding region runs from base 1 to 1737 and encodes 578 amino acids. Gene Ontology annotation, cellular component: small-subunit processome; box C/D methylation guide snoRNP complex.
AUGGUCCUCGUCCUCUUCGAGACGGCUGUGGGCCUUGCCCUCUUCCGCCUCUCCGACUCAGCCAAGGUCACUUCGCCCGACCUGGCAAACGAUCUCGCCGACCCGACAAAGGCGUCGAACCUCCUCAAGCUCUCUGCCAUUUCGCGCUUCACAUCGACGGCAGAGGCAGUCGACGAGGCCACGUCCAUCGCAGAGGGCAAGAUGACAAAGUCGCUCAAGAAGCUCCUCACCGACGAGAUUGUCGACCAAGAGGGCAGCAAGAAGGGAAAGGGCAAGAACGAGCAGCUCGUCGUCGUCGACCCCAAGCUCGGAGGCGCCAUCUCAAAGAAGCUCGGCAUCAACGUCAUUUCGGACUCGUCGGUUAAUGACCUCUACAGAGGCAUUCGUACUCACCUCGCUCAGCUGCUUUCGUCCACUGCCAGCGACGACUCGAGCCUCGACCCUCGCGACCUCAACACCAUGUCUCUCGGUCUCUCUCACUCCCUCUCGCGCUACAAGCUUAAGUUUAGCCCGGACAAGGUCGACACCAUGGUGGUACAGGCUAUUGGCCUGCUCGACGAUCUCGACAAGGAGAUCAACAUAUACGCAAUGAGGGUCAAGGAAUGGUACGGCUGGCACUUCCCCGAGAUGGGCAAGAUCAUCACCGACAACCUCGCGUACGCCAAGGUCAUUCGAGCCGUAGGCUUCCGCACCAACAUGGCCUCGUCCGACCUCUCUGAGAUCCUCCCCGAAGAGAUCGAGGAGACGAUCAAGGCCGCUGCAGAGAUCUCCAUGGGAACUGAAAUCUCAGAGACGGACAUUGAGCACAUCUUCAGCUUGUGCGAUCAGGUCAUCAGCAUUACCGCCUACCGUGCGCAGCUGUUCGCCUACCUCCAGAACAGAAUGGCGGCCAUCGCUCCCAAUCUCACCGCCCUCGUCGGCGAGCUGGUCGGCGCCCGCCUCAUCUCGCACGCCGGUUCGCUCCUCUCCCUCGCCAAGCAGCCCGCCUCUACGGUCCAGAUCUUGGGAGCAGAAAAGGCCCUCUUCCGUGCCCUCAAGACGAAGCAUGACACGCCCAAGUACGGUCUCAUUUUCCACUCCUCCCUCGUCGGCCAAGCCCCGCAGAAGCUCAAGGGCAAGAUGGCGCGCAUGGUCGCCACAAAGGCCGCCCUUUCCAUCCGUCUCGACGCCCUCGCGGACGCAGACUCGAAGAGCGACGCGGCCGCCCCCUCUAUUGGUCUGGAUGCCCGUGCCAAGCUGGAGAGCAGGCUGCGUGGACUCGAGCACAGGAGCGACAUCGGUGGGCUGAGGGCGGCAAAGAAUGGCGCGCCGUCGAGCUACCAGCAGAAGAAGUUCGACAUGGCUGACGCCGGGGCUGGAGCGGGCAGAUCAUACAAUGCGGCUGCGGAUGCGCCCGUUGUGGCUGCGCCGGCGAUGGAUGUGGACGAGUCGACUGCUUCGGCCAAGCUGAGCAAGGAGGAGCGCAAAGCCGCCAAGAAGGCGGCAAAGGCGGCGGCAGCAGCAGCAGCAGACCAGUCAACAGCGUCAGCGACGGUGAACGGCGACGAGGACGGCUUGAGCAAGGAAGAGCGCAAGAGACUAAAGAAGGAAAAGAAGGCAGCAAAGGAGGCAGCGGUGGCGACGAAUGGCAAGAAGCGACCGGCAGAGGAUGGUGAGGACGCGGAUGCUACUGCGGUUAGCGUGGCGACGAAUGGGGAGACGAAGAAGAGCAAGAAGAGCAAGAAGAGCAAGGACUAG